Microthlaspi erraticum is the source of this 684-nucleotide messenger RNA. The record is from the annotation of a GenBank genome assembly. NCBI's taxonomy places the organism in Eukaryota, Viridiplantae, Streptophyta, Magnoliopsida, Brassicales, Brassicaceae.
AUGAUUGAUUCUCCUUCUUCGAUCGAUAGAGAAGUCGCGGCUUCUCUUCUCCUCCUUUCCUCUGAGCCGUUGCUCUUCUCGUCUUCAAGAUCUGGAUCGGAGGGAAAAUGUAUCUCCAUGCGCGAAAGUUACGGUCAAGGAAGCUUGAGUUUGAGCUUUGCGUCUACCGAAACGAGAUCGUGCGAGUCGGCUCUCUCCAAUAGUGGCUCGUCUCGGAAGAGCUCUGAAUCGGAUUUCAUGAAUUUCAAGAUUGCGAAGAAACGCCGCACGAACGUGAUUUGGAGCUCAGAUGAUAUGGAGCCAACACAUUCAAAGAAGAAUCCAUACGAGUUUGAUGAUCUCUCGAAAUGCUCCAGCGACUCGAAAGAGGAAUCAUGUUUGUCAACAGGCUCAAGCGAGAUCUCAAGCACAGCAAGCAGAAUCAAAACCACAAGCCAUGAGAAGAAGAAGCAAUACAGAGAAUCGAAGAAGAAAGAAACUCACAGGUCGAGUUCCGUUCGCCGUAGAGCAGUAAAGAUCUUGGAGUUUCUCUCAACAAGCUGCUCUUCUGAAGUCAAGAUCCGUCAGGUGCUUGGAGAUAGCGCAGAUACAAGCAAAGCUCUCAGAAUGCUAGUGAAGAUGGGUUAUGUGAAGAGGUCUGGCGCAGGAGGAAAGCAUGAGCCCUUUGUUUACAAGAUUGCAUGA